AUGGUCGUCAUCCUCCGUGAACAGCUCAUCGUCUCAGCCAUCAUUCGCAGAUGGGCCGAGGGCCAUUGCGUCUCUAAAGCAAGACCGGUGGGACCCGAACACGGCAGCUGUUUCCCAGUGGGCUCUUGCCAGAAGAAUGAUAUCGGUCAUGUUGUAAUAAGUGGAAGUGAUAUUAAUGGCCAUCUAAGUCAACAUCUCAAGGAAGUCAUUCCAAAAACGUCGUUUCGGUUCUGCAUUGCGAGCCUCAAAUCGAACCUUGGGCAUCCGUACUGCAAGUCUUCCGAUUUCUUCAAGAAAUGUGGCCAAUAUAUGGUCAUGUUCUGA
Ilyonectria robusta is the source of this 324-nucleotide messenger RNA. RefSeq lists its product as uncharacterized. NCBI's taxonomy places the organism in Eukaryota, Fungi, Ascomycota, Sordariomycetes, Hypocreales, Nectriaceae. The transcript has 2 exons. The coding region runs from base 1 to 324 and encodes 107 amino acids. The record is from RefSeq and is a predicted model, not a curated record.